AUGACCAGGAUCCGGCGCUCCGCGUGCCUGCUGGCUCUGCUCACGCUGCUGAGCAUGGGCAUCCAGCCCCAGCCGGCAGCCCCCGAGGCCACCUGUCACCAAGUCCGUCCCUUCUUCCAGAGGCUGCAGCCGGGGCUCAAAUGGGUGCCCGACGCCCCCUUGGCAGGUUCCGAUCUGCAAGUUUGUGUUUCCAAGGGUCCAACAUGUUGUUCACGAAAGAUGGAAGAGAAGUACCAAAUGUUGGCGCGCUUGAACCUGGAGCAGCUUCUUCAGUCUGCAAGUGUGGAGCUCAAGUUUGUGAUUAUUCAGAAUGCUGCAGUGUUCCAAGAAGCCUUUGAGAUUGUCAUCCGGCAUGCCAAGAAUUAUACCAACACCAUGUUUAGAAACCAGUACUCCAGCAUGGCCCCCCAAGCUUUCAAAUUUGUGGGUGAAUUUUUCACAGAUGUCUCCCUCUACAUACUUGGCUCUGACAUCCAUGUCAAUGAUAUGGUCCAUGAGUUCUUUGACAGUUUGUUUCCUGUGAUCUACUCACAUCUGAUUAACCCUGGUUUCCCAGAGGUCUCCUUGGAAAUGGCUGAGUGCCUCCGUGGGGCAAGGCGGGACCUCCAAGUCUUUGGCCACUAUCCGAAGAUCAUCAUGACCCAGGUGUCCAAGUCACUGCAGACAACUCGAGUCUUUCUCCAGGCCCUGAAUCUGGGAAUUGAAGUGAUCAACACAACUGACCACUUAAAAUUCAGCAAGGACUGUGGCCGGAUGCUCCUAAAAAUGUGGUACUGUUCUUACUGUCAGGGACUGACGAUGGCCAAGCCUUGUGCGGGCCACUGCAGUGCAGUAAUGCAAGGAUGCCUGGCUAGUGUUGUCGAGAUAGACAAAUAUUGGAGAGAAUACAUCAGCUCUCUGGAGGAGCUUGUUAAAGGGAUGCAUAGGAUCUAUGACAUGGAACACGUCCUACUUAGUCUCUUUACCCUGAUCCGAGACUCUGUGCUGUAUGUCCAGAAGAAUGGAGGAAAGCUCACCACCACAAUUAGCAAGCUCUGUGCCCAUUCUCAGCAGCGGCAAUAUAGAUCAGCUUAUUAUCCUGAAGAUCUGUUUAUUGACAAGAGAGUAUUAAAAGUUGCUCAUGUAGAACAUGAAGAAACCUUAUCCAGCAGGAGGAGGGAACUAAUUGCAAAGUUGAGAUCACAAAGUGACUUUUACAGUGCUUUACCUGGCUAUGUCUGCAGGCACAGUCCAGUGAUUGAAAAUGAUACUUUUUGCUGGAAUGGACAAGAAAUUGUAGAAAGGUACAGCCAGAAGGUGGCCAAGAAUGUAUCCAAAGGUCUGACCAGCACCCAUGACAUGAAAACAAAAGGUCCUGAGCCAAUAAUAAGUCAAAUUAUCGACAAACUGAAACACAUUAACCAGAUCCUAAAAAGCAUGGCAAUAUUGAGACGGGCCUCAGAUAAGAAUCGUGAGGAAGAAGUUGAAAGUGGCGACUGUGAUGAUGAAGAUGACUGUGGCCGAGGCUCUGGUGAUGAAGGAUUAAGAAUGAAGAAUCAGCUCCGCUUCUUAGCAGAACUGGCAUAUGACCUGGAAGUGGAUGAAGCCCCUUUGAAUAAGCAGCUUCUGAACCAGCAAAGCAAAGAAGGCAAUAGUGUGAAAAGCCUUGGGUCGGGCAAUUCCUUGCUGGGGCUUCUGGCUGGUGUCCUGCUUUAGUGCUUCUUUGUGUUGGCCCACUGACUUAACAGUGCAACUGCCCACCUUCCUGGUACCCUUCUCUUUGUGAUGCCCCUUUGCAAAGGCAGUCUCCUCGGGAGCUAUCUCUUCUGCCCUGUUCGAUUUUGUCCUGUCUUGUCUGUCUGUCAUCUGUCUCUUUCCCAAACAGUCAGUGGGAGAGAGACGACGUGUUAUGUUUUGUAAAAUAAAAUGGUAUCUU
Molecule: messenger RNA, 1915 nt
Organism: Vombatus ursinus (common wombat)
Lineage: Eukaryota; Metazoa; Chordata; Mammalia; Diprotodontia; Vombatidae
Gene: GPC3
Product: glypican 3
Biological process (GO): cell migration; positive regulation of canonical Wnt signaling pathway; regulation of protein localization to membrane
Cellular component (GO): cell surface; plasma membrane; extracellular region
Source: RefSeq, a predicted model, not a curated record